Coccidioides posadasii C735 delta SOWgp is the source of this 1940-nucleotide messenger RNA. RefSeq lists its product as uncharacterized. Gene Ontology annotation, cellular component: elongin complex; nucleus. The record is from RefSeq and is a predicted model, not a curated record. Gene Ontology annotation, biological process: transcription elongation by RNA polymerase II. Lineage: Eukaryota; Fungi; Ascomycota; Eurotiomycetes; Onygenales; Onygenaceae.
GCCCUGAUGGCAUCUGGGCUCAUGCAUUCACAAGUGUAUAUCUUCUCUCCCCUUCUUUCUCUCUCUUUUUCUUUCUCCCCUUUUCUUCUUUCACUUGCCACUCUCACUCUGCCAUCAUAUGCCUCCAUCUUCCGCUCGUCAAACUCACUUUUCCUGACUGAUCCCGAGGCCUCGACCCCGCUGAGUAUCAUUCACUCCUGUUUUAGUAGCCACUUUUUAAAGGAAGCCGGUUUCUGCUAAGAUGGUUGUUCCGUCGCUCCUCCACAUGGCUCGCAGAGCCUGUGUGAAGCAGGCCAAAGCCAUCUACGACGUUGGAGAUGCGCCAUAUGGGCUCGUUCGACCUAUCCUUCUGAAGGUCGAGAACCCAAGGCAGUUGCAUGCCCUCGAGACAAACUCGCCUCAGCUCAAGGAAUAUACAGGCGAGAUUUGGAUCGAGUUUAUCAAGCGCGACAUCCCGUUCUGGAGGGAUGUCAAGCUUCCCGACAACCCGGAAAGCUGGUUCAACUUCUACCGCUCUCUGCGGCAGCAGGCCUUGAGGGAGCUCGAGCUGCAAGCUGAACGGGUCAAGCAGGCCAUGAAUGGUCUUCGUUCCGAGAAGGCCAAGCAUUCGCCCAAAGUGGUCAACGCCCGGAAGCUGGGCCUUCCGCAAGAAAAACCAACCAGCUUGCAGAAGUAUGCCAACUACGACCGCCAGAUGGGCGGCCUGCAGCCGGUGUUCGUCCGGGCUCGUACACAGAACGACAAGGGUCUUACGCCGUAUUCCCAGACCUCGCGGUGGACGUUCGAGAAGCCAAAGCUGCCCACGACAACCAAGCCUAAAAAGUCGGCGUUGCCCGUUGCCAAGCGGAACAAGCGACUUUGCAUCCCGACGCACCAGUUAAACAAACGGGCGUCGGCGAUUAAGAAGGCUCCGAUCUCGUUCGUCGAAGAUUACAAGUAUGAGCAACGACUUGCUCAACGAAACACUGAUCGAAAGGUGCCGGCGGCACGCGCAUCUCCUCCGAAGCGGAUAAAGGAAUCGAGCACCAGCUCGCAACGGCCAGCGAGUUCCCUAACGCGGCCAAAUUCUUCCGGUUUGGGGCGCCCGCAGACCAUCACAGCCAAGCCUCCAGGGUUGCCCCUUACCGAACCAAAAUUGACCCUUUCCGGAGUACCACAGCCCAGACCCGCUACGGCGAAGCCGCCCCGUCUUGAAACGCCGAAGCAAAAUUCCAGCUCUUCGACCGCGACUCCUCAGCCAGAUGCAAAGCCACUGACCCCUCCCAAGGCUGUCGGACCACCUAGACGGCGACCACCACCUAAUCCUCUUCUCAUUCCGAAAAGACGGGCAGGCCCUCUGCCAGCACAGAUGCUGACGGACCCAGCUCGCCUGUCGGCCUCUUCGAAGCGUCUUCUCGAUUCCGGUUUGGCCGGAUCGGACGCUGUGCCAGAGGGAAGCAGGGUGAAGAAGCAGCGCAUCUCAUAGGCGGCUGGAUAGCCCGCACCUCCUUAAGAUAUAGGGCGGAUCUCGUUCCAUUAUCUUCGUUUGUCAAUAUUAUUAAAGGAUUUGGGCGUACAGGCUUCGGCGUUUGCGGUUGCUCUCCUUUCGACAGUCGCGAUACCCAGGACACGCUUCAUGCGAUUAUGACAAUCAUGGCGGCAUUGUCCUUUUUACUGCAUUUACGGCCGGCGUUUUCUUUACUUUCGAAGUAGUUGGGAAUAACGGUUUCAACUGGCUGGCUGGCGUUUGACGAGGUUUACCUCCGGAUUCGUUCUAAAGCAUUAGAACUUUCGGAACACUUAUCCCGUUGCUCCUUUCCUCUUUUGAUGGACAGAGAAUUCUAUGGUCCAAUGGGGAGUUCUUCGACGUGAACCUAAGCUUUUAAAGCGCUUAUGAGUCGUUUCGAAUGAGUUGUUUUAGCAACACGAUGGAAAAGUUUUUGAGGUUUUAGCCGUUUUGC